Molecule: messenger RNA, 735 nt
Organism: Purpureocillium lilacinum
Lineage: Eukaryota; Fungi; Ascomycota; Sordariomycetes; Hypocreales; Ophiocordycipitaceae
Biological process (GO): import into nucleus
Cellular component (GO): cytoplasm
Source: RefSeq, a predicted model, not a curated record
AUGUCUUCCGCCGCCAUCAUCGGCUCGACCGGCCUCGUCGGCUCCAACAUCCUCUCGACCCUCCUCUCCCUCGAUACCUUCAAGACCGUCCAUACCAUCUCCCGCCGCGCCCCCAAGGCCACCGCGGCCAACCUCGAUGCCAUCGUCGAAGAGGACAACUCCAAGUGGGCCGCCGCCCUCGCCGCCAUCGCGCCGCUCCCCACGGCCGUCUUCUCCGCCCUCGGCACCACCCGCGCCGCCGCUGGCGGCAUCGAGAACCAGUGGAAGAUCGACCACGACCUCAACAUUGAGCUCGCCGCCGCCGCCAAGAAGGCCGGCGUCAAGACCUUUGUCUUUAUCUCCAGCGGCGGCACCCGCGGCUUCCUCUCCAGCUCGUUCCCCUACUCCAAGAUGAAGAACGGCGUCGAGGAUGCCGUCAAGGCCCUCGACUUUGACCAGGCCAUCAUUCUCCGUCCCGGCAUGCUUCUGGGCAACCGCGGCGAGGGCCGUGCCCUCGAGGGCAUCUUCCAGGGCGCCGUCCGUGGCCUUGGCGCCAUCAGCCACGGGCUCAAGGACUCGGUCGGUCAGGAGGCCGAUGUCGUUGCCCGCGCUGCCAUCAGGGCGGUGCAGCUCGCCAACGAGGGCAAGGCUCCAAGCAAGUACUGGUCCGUCGAGCAAAAGGACAUUGUCAGACUCGGUCGCACCGAGUGGCCCGAGAAGCCCGCACCGGAGACGGAGACGCCUGCUGCUCAGUAG